AUGCCGCCAGCGUCAUCUCUCGUCGAGAUCGACUCCCUCGAGGCCCUCGUCAUCAUCGACAAUGAACUCGACCCCAUCUCGCCGGCUCCCCCGGACACGGUCCACUUUACUGGAGGCUCCAUCGCGCAGAUCGCCAUGACGACGGCCCCCAAGCUGCCGCCUGGCGAGCGCGGGGAUGCGGCGGUGGAGUUGCGCAUGGACAAUCUGUGCUACUAUACUUCUGCUUAUAAUUACUGUGCCGGGCUGACGUGCCAGACCGCCACUAAAGGGAACGUCAAGCGUACCGUCCUCUUCGACACCGGCCCUGAGGAACAGGCCUGGGAGAAAAACGUCACCCGGCUGCAGGCGGACAUCUCCGCUGUGGAGGUGAUCCAACUGUCUCAUUGGCAUCGGGGCAUGCUCAAAGCCAUCCGAAUGAUCAAAGAGGCCAAGAAAGCCCAAGGCCUUGCAGACACCAGUCUGGUCGUGGACGUGCACCCGUCCCGGCCGGAUUAUCGCGGAUUCGCGCUGGGCGACAAGAUCGUCUCUCUAGAAGCGGAUCCCACGUUCGAGGAGAUUGAAGAAGCCGGGGCGACGGUUCACCGGGAUAGCGAAGUGCAUACGAUCCUGGAUGACAUGUUCCUCAUCUCUGACGAGAUCCCCCGUCGGACUUCGUACGAGACCGGGUUGCGGAACGGGAUGCGGUAUGAUCGGGAGGAGGGGGAGUGGUUUUCUGAUGAGAAGAUCGCCGAUGAGCGAUUCCUCAUGUGUAAUGUGAAAGGCAAAGGCAUCGUCAUGUUCACCGGUUGCAGCCACGCCGGCGUCGUCAAUGCUGCCAGACACGCCAGUAGCCUACUAGGCGAUUCCGUUCCGUUUCAUGCGAUUGUCGGGGGCUAUCACCUCGCCACAAGCGACGACGCCCAGGUCGAGAGCACCGUUCGUGAUCUCAAGCGCCUCGACCCGGCGGUCCUGCUGCCGGGGCACUGCACGGGCUGGCGAGCUAAAUUUGCGAUCGAGAGACAUCUGCCCGGGAGUCUAGUGCCCUGCAUGGUGGGGUCGAAAAUUUCCUUUUAA
Messenger RNA from Rasamsonia emersonii CBS 393.64, 1053 nucleotides. RefSeq names its product Metallo-beta-lactamase superfamily protein. The record is from RefSeq and is a predicted model, not a curated record. Bases 1 to 1053 code for a protein of 350 amino acids. The transcript is spliced from 4 exons. Lineage: Eukaryota; Fungi; Ascomycota; Eurotiomycetes; Eurotiales; Trichocomaceae. Gene Ontology annotation, molecular function: transferase activity.